This is a messenger RNA of Trypanosoma brucei brucei TREU927, 3468 nucleotides long. RefSeq lists its product as hypothetical. The transcript has a single exon. The record is from RefSeq and is a predicted model, not a curated record. The coding region runs from base 1 to 3468 and encodes 1155 amino acids. NCBI's taxonomy places the organism in Eukaryota, Euglenozoa, Kinetoplastea, Trypanosomatida, Trypanosomatidae.
AUGUGUGUGGGUACAGUGCCCACACUCUCCCUUGCGUUACGUUUACCUCACGCGCAUGGUUACUCACCUUUCAUUUUCUCUGGCAUCUACGCUCUCUCGUAUACCAUUAGUGAUCGUAGGACAACGAAAUUGAUAGGAAUGCUGGACACCAAUGGGACUGCAGAACUCACCGUGCACUGUGCGAGUCCGCUACAGCCCUCAAGUAACAGUCGUAACUCGAAGCAGUUAAGCCCCAUAACACCGAUCGCCAGCACCAUCCACUCGGCAAGCGCCAACAGUCCACUCUCUCAAUGCCAGCAGAACACCGCAGAGGUUGGCAUCGGGGGACCGCACUUUGCGCUUGCAUUGACUGCUGUCGGGGCUGACACCGCUGCCGGGGAGGCGGUUUCCAUUGCAAACGGAACAUUCAGUGGCAACGGGCUCUCGGCCUACGUAUCGAAAUUGUCGGAAAUAGUUGGUGAACCGCCAUUUACAGAGGAAGAGAUACUUGAAGAAUUGGAAAAACUGCGCACACGCUCACAGCUAACGUCAGCACCUUUCAACCGUCGAUUAUUACCCAUACUUGCACGGUAUCAGCUAAGAGAGAAGUGGGGGCCAGCAGCGGAGCCGUACGCCGAGCGUCUCGUCACAGAUGAUGGUUCAGUGGUUCCUUCAUUCCUCCCAGAAUUGCAUCGUAUUCGUGAAAGACGGCAGCAGCUGGAUAAGGUGCAGAAGUGCCGCUCCUUCCACUGCUACAAAAUACCACCACCACCGCUCCGACCCCAAGGAGAAACAUCCACCACGCGACCACUACUGGAGGAGGAGUUAGUCGCGGCCAAACAGUUUACACGUUCUUGGCUGGGGCCUUCUCACAAAGCAACGCCUGAUACCAAUGAUUACAAACACACUUUCAACAACGAGGGACAACAAACGCCAAGGGGGAAAAGAAUCCCUGAUGUGUUUUCCAGUCCGCAGACACCACAGACGCCGACAACGGAAAAAGAUCACACGGCUCCGCAGCGGUUGCAAACUCCCACCCAGAUACACACGGCAAUGCAGUCCAGUCGCACCAAGACUAUGCUGGUUAACAGUACCAUAGACAUCCCAAAUAAUCAGGGAAACGAUGCCAAUGAAUCCCGUAUACGAGGUAUGAGUGCCAGCAGCCUGCUGGUUAACAGUACCAUAGACAUCCCAAAUAAUCAGGGAAACGAUGCCAAUGAAUCCCGUAUACGAGGUAUGAGUGCCAGCAGCCUGCUGGUUAACAGUACCAUAGACAUCCCAAAUAAUCAGGGAAACGAUGCCAAUGAAUCCCGUAUACGAGGUAUGAGUGCCAGCAGCCUGCUGGUUAACAGUACCAUGGGCAUCCCAAAUAAUCAGGGAAACGAUGCCAAUGAAUCCCGUAUACGAGGUAUGAGUGCCAGCAGCCUGCUGGUUAACAGUACCAUAGACAUCCCAAAUAAUCAGGGAAACGAUGCCAAUGAAUCCCGUAUACGAGGUAUGAGUGCCAGCAGCCUGCUGGUUAACAGUACCAUAGACAUCCCAAAUAAUCAGGGAAACGAUGCCAAUGAAUCCCGUAUACGAGGUAUGAGUGCCAGCAGCCUGUUGGUUAACAGUACCAUGGGCAUCCCAAAUAAUCAGAGAAACGAUGCCAAUGAAUCCCGUAUACGAGGUAUGAGUGCCAGCAGCCUGUUGGUUAACAGUACCAUGGGCAUCCCAAAUAAUCAGGGAAACGAUGCCAAUGAAUCCCGUAUACGAGGUCUGAGUGCCAGCAGCCUGUUGGUUAACAGUACCAUGGACAUCCCAAAUAAUCAGGGAAACGAUGCCAAUGAAUCCCGUAUACGAGGUAUGAGUGCCAGCAGCCUGUUGGUUAACAGUACCAUGGGCAUCCCAAAUAAUCAGGGAAACGAUGCCAAUGAAUCCCGUAUACGAGGUAUGAGUGCCAGCAGCCUGCUGGUUAACAGUACCAUAGACAUCCCAAAUAAUCAGGGAAACGAUGCCAAUGAAUCCCGUAUACGAGGUAUGAGUGCCAGCAGCCUGCUGGUUAACAGUACCAUGGGCAUCCCAAAUAAUCAGGGAAACGAUGCCAAUGAAUCCCGUAUACGAGGUCUGAGUACCAGCAGCCUGUUGGUUAACAGUACCAUGGACAUCCCAAAUAAUCAGGGAAACGAUGCCAAUGAAUCCCGUAUACGAGGUCUGAGUACCAGCAGCCUGUUGGUUAACAGUACCAUAGACAUCCCAAAUAAUCAGGGAAACGAUGCCAAUGAAUCCCGUAUACGAGGUAUGAGUGCCAGCAGCCUGUUGGUUAACAGUACCAUGGGCAUCCCAAAUAAUCAGGGAAACGAUGCCAAUGAAUCCCGUAUACGAGGUAUGAGUGCCAGCAGCCUGUUGGUUAACAGUACCAUGGGCAUCCCAAAUAAUCAGGGAAACGAUGCCAAUGAAUCCCGUAUACGAGGUAUGAGUGCCAGCAGCCUGCUGGUUAACAGUACCAUGGGCAUCCCAAAUAAUCAGGGAAACGAUGCCAAUGAAUCCCGUAUACGAGGUCUGAGUGCCAGCAGCCUGCUGGUUAACAGUACCAUAGACAUCCCAAAUAAUCAGGGAAACGAUGCCAAUGAAUCCCGUAUACGAGGUCUGAGUGCCAGCAGCCUGUUGGUUAACAGUACCAUGGGCAUCCCAAAUAAUCAGGGAAACGAUGCCAAUGAAUCCCGUAUACGAGGUAUGAGUGCCAGCAGCCUGUUGGUUAACAGUACCAUAGACAUCCCAAAUAAUCAGGGAAACGAUGCCAAUGAAUCCCGUAUACGAGGUCUGAGUGCCAGCAGCCUGCUGGUUAACAGUACCAUAGACAUCCCAAAUAAUCAGGGAAACGAUGCCAAUGAAUCCCGUAUACGAGGUCUGAGUGCCAGCAGCCUGUUGGUUAACAGUACCAUGGACAUCCCAAAUAAUCAGGGAAACGAUGCCAAUGAAUCCCGUAUACGAGGUCUGAGUACCAGCAGCCUGUUGGUUAACAGUACCAUGGGCAUCCCAAAUAAUCAGGGAAACGAUGCCAAUGAAUCCCGUAUACGAGGUCUGAGUGCCAGCAGCCUGUUGGUUAACAGUACCAUGGGCAUCCCAAAUAAUCAGGGAAACGAUGCCAAUGAAUCCCGUAUACGAGGUAUGAGUGCCAGCAGCCUGUUGGUUAACAGUACCAUGGACAUCCCAAAUAAUCAGGGAAACGAUGCCAAUGAAUCCCGUAUACGAGGUCUGAGUACCAGCAGCCUGUUGGUUAACAGUACCAUAGACAUCCCAAAUAAUCAGGGAAACGAUGCCAAUGAAUCCCGUAUACGAGGUCUGAGUGCCAGCAGCCUGUUGGUUAACAGUACCAUGGGCAUCCCAAAUAAUCAGGGAAACGAUGCCAAUGAAUCCCGUAUACGAGGUCUGAGUGCCAGCAGCCUGUUGGUUAACAGUACCAUGGGCAUCCCAAAUAAUCAUGGACGGAGUGCGAAAAAUAUUUGA